AUGAAACCCAAACUGGGUAUUUUCGCACCGAGAAUACGGCCAUGGCAACCGCAUCGCACCUUCUGCCAGCACUUUCUGAGAGGUGAUGGCUUGCCUCGGCUGCGCCAAAGCGCGGCCCGAGUUCCGGUGCGGCCGCUGCCGCGUGGCGCGCUUCUGCGGCGAGGCAUGCCAGCGCCGCGCCGCCCAGGAGCACCGACCCUACUGUGCACCGCCAGAUGAUGCGUCGGCGGCCGGUGAAGCGCAUUGGCUGCUUUCACUAGGCUUGCGACAGGACGGAAAGGUGGUCGGCCAGAGGCAGCUGUCUGAGCAGGAGCUCUGGGACUACAUCACCGCAUCCAAGCGCGGCCUGGCGCGGCUCCUCUUCGGGCGGAACGGCUUCGAGGUGUCCUUGCGCCCACUGCUGCGGGCGAUGACGGCGCAGGGGAGGUGGCCGCUGGUGAUGAGCUCCAGGCCCCAGGGCCACGUCACGGAGCUGCCCAGCUGGGAGCUCUGCGCGCUGCUCAGCGGGCGACUGCUGCGCUGGGCCCAGCUGCUGCGGGCGGAGGGGCAACAGAAGCUGAUCUUCCUGGGCAUCGGCUCAGGGGACGCUUUGGUGGAGGCCGCGGUGGCGUUGCACCUGGGGGCGGCGCUGGGGAAGGCGGUGGAUCUCGAGGAGUCGCCUUUGCGGGUGGCCUUUGCAGAAGACUUUGAGAUCUGCGUUAUUGCCACAGACAGCGAGAAGGAUGAGGACCUCUCGCAGAAUCGUGUGGCAGAGGCGCCUCGUGAGCUCGACGUGCAGCGCCUGGGCCGCCGGGAGGCGGUACGGCGCUACGCGAAGGAAGCCCCGCUCUACGUCUUCAGCUGCUGGAUGCCCAUGCACGCCGUGUGGUGCUCUGACGUGGUGGAGGAUGCCGGCACCCAACUCGCUGAGAUGUGCUUCCUCUCCGCGCCGCCGGAGCUAAUCCAGGUGCCGCGUCAGGAGGUGCACCGUGCCGCCACGGCGCAGAUGCUGGCGACCCAGGAGGUGUUUCCCAAGACGCUGAGUCGCUGGGACUUCCUGGCAUCAGGCUUCGCGCUUGGUGAGGAGGGCCUCUUCCACAGCCAGCUCUACAUCACAGCCCGUCGCGGCGGGCCUCCGUGUGAUCCCCCGGCCCCGCUGCUGCACACUCUGGGCUGCUACCGCGAGCGGAUGCUUUCGGACUCGGACCUUACGGCGGUGAACGUGUGUCGCGGCGUGGGCCUGUUCCACGUGCAUUCGCGGCAGGACCUGGCGGCAGCGGUGCCGGGCACCACGCUGCUGAGCCUGCGCCAGGCCCUGUGCGAGCCGGGCGUCCAGGAGCGCUUCGCCGAGUGCUUGAAGUACCUGCAGGGCACGGCCUACAAGCAGGUGGCCCGGCUCUUUGCGCUGAAGCCGGAGCCAGAGCAAAACGGCGUGCGCUCCGGGAAGGGGAGGUGCUCCGAGCGAUCCAAAGGUUUCUUGUACUUUGGGUUCACUUUGCUCCGGGGUUUGCAAAAGCCCAACGCGCAGCUCUUUCCUCAGGCUCUACACAAAGAAUCCUCGGACGGCCCUCCUUUGGAGGCGUUGCGCACCUGUACCUCGGAGAGUAUUUGGACGGCGGGCGACCGACGUCGCCUGCGCGUGAGGCGCCAGGAGCAACUGAAGACUUUCCUGCGACAGCAUGGUUUCCACGAGGUGUCUGCGCCCCAAUCCUCGGGCUGCUGGUCCUUUUUCGCAAAGGAGCGGAUCUAUCCUCUUCACCUGGCGGCGCGGCAGGGCAACUGCGACAUGGUCCGCAUCCUCCUUGCAGAAGGAGCAGAUCCCCAGCAGCUCACGUCGCGGAAGCGUUCGGCGCUGGACCUGGCGAAGCAGUGCAAGGACGCCCUGCAGCGCGAGAAGGUGCUCGGGCUGCUGACUAGCCGCGUGAAGGUACUGGACCUUCGCUCCGCUUUGGACCUGAUGGUGCCGAAUUCAGCCGAUGAUCCCCUCAGAUGA
This is a messenger RNA of Effrenium voratum, 1972 nucleotides long. NCBI's taxonomy places the organism in Eukaryota, Dinophyceae, Suessiales, Symbiodiniaceae. The record is from the annotation of a GenBank genome assembly.